Macadamia integrifolia is the source of this 1783-nucleotide messenger RNA. RefSeq names its product inositol-tetrakisphosphate 1-kinase 3-like. NCBI's taxonomy places the organism in Eukaryota, Viridiplantae, Streptophyta, Magnoliopsida, Proteales, Proteaceae. Gene Ontology annotation, cellular component: cytoplasm. Gene Ontology annotation, biological process: inositol trisphosphate metabolic process. The record is from RefSeq and is a predicted model, not a curated record. The transcript is spliced from 11 exons. Gene Ontology annotation, molecular function: inositol-1,3,4-trisphosphate 6-kinase activity; inositol-1,3,4-trisphosphate 5-kinase activity; ATP binding. The coding region runs from base 435 to 1478 and encodes 347 amino acids.
UUCAACCUCCUAGUCCCCACUCCCCACACGCUCUUCCCCACCUGUGCUCUCUGUCUCCAGUUCACUGCUAACUGACUUCUCCAUCUCUCCUUCCAUUUCGCCUAUCUCGAAGUUCUCUUUUCUUUCUCUACUACUGCUGUGUUCUUCUUCCACUUCUGCUAAUCCACAGUAGAAUACAUCAAAGCCUUUAACAGUGAAGGAGAAGACGUUGAGACUCGGAUUCGUUUUUCUGGUUCUUCAUGUUUUCUUCCCUUUUAUUCUCUUCCAUUUCUAAUUCCUCCCAGGUAGAGGGACAUCCGUGCUUUGAGAUACCAGGCAUUCCGCAUCUGAGUUCAUCAAUUUCAUGAGAUUUGAUUGAAUUAUAAGCGAGAACGGUUGAAAUAAUCUGUUGUUUAGGGUUUUAUUGUUCCUAUUCUGCUGGGAUUGUGAACGGCAUGAGGUUCAACGGAGAGAUCUCUUCGUAUCUAAAUGAAGAGGAGAUGGAAAAUGAGAUGAACUCACUGUCGUAUUCGAUUGGUCCUGGGUUUCCGCUUCCGCAGAAACUUGUGGUUGGAUACGCUUUAACGUCUAAGAAGACUAAGAGCUUUUUGCAGCCCAAGCUUCAAGGAUUAGCUAGGAAUAAGGGGAUACUAUUUGUUGCAAUUGACCAAAGCAGAUCACUUUCAGACCAAGGUCCUUUUGACAUUGUUCUACAUAAGUUAUCUGGAAAGGAGUGGUGCCAAAUAAUUGAGGAUUAUAGCCUAACACAUCCUGAAGUUACCGUCCUUGAUCCUCCAGAUGCCAUACAACAUGUACACAAUCGCCAGUCCAUGCUCCAGGAUGUAGCUGAUCUUAACCUCUCUGACUGCCAUGGCACUGUUGAUGUUCCAAGACAGUUGGUUAUUAAAAAAGAUCCAUCAUCCAUCCCUGAUGCAGUUUCUAAAGCUGGGUUGAUGCUGCCUCUAGUUGCUAAGCCACUUGUUGUUGAUGGAAGUGCGAAGUCUCAUGAACUCUCUCUUGCAUAUGAUCAAUUUUCCCUCUCAAAACUUGAACCUCCUCUUGUUCUACAGGAGUUUGUUAAUCAUGGAGGUGUUCUCUUUAAGGUCUACAUUGUAGGUGAAGCUAUAAAAGUGGUCCGGCGUUUCUCUUUACCUGACAUCAACAACUGUGAACUCUUAAACAAUGCUGGUGUAUUCCGUUUCCCUAGGGUUUCUUGUGCUGCUGCGUCCGCUGAUGAGGCGGAUCUUGAUCCUGGGGUUGCUGAGCUUCCCCCGCGACCUUUACUUGAGAGUCUUGCAAGAGAGCUCCGACGUCGGCUGGGUCUCCGGCUGUUCAACAUAGAUAUAAUCCGAGAGCAUGGCACCAAAGACCGUUUUUAUGUUAUCGACAUAAACUACUUCCCUGGAUAUGGGAAAAUGCCAGAAUAUGAGCAGAUAUUUACAGACUUCUUCCUGAGCUUGGCGCAGGGCAAGUACAAGAAACGUACUGUGAAUUGUUGAAGGCAUGCAUUGGAAAAAGAAAGGGGACAUGUUACAAGAUGUUAUAUAUGAUGUUUGAAUAUGUGUAUUCACGAAAAUAUAUGUAUUUUUUUCUCCUAUCCUUCAGUUUGAUGUACGGCACAUCCUGUAUGAUCUGUGCGCCAGCAGCUGGGUGGUUUCCACAAGGAAAAGUAGAAGGUAUCCCACCCUCUCAAUUUGUGUAAUUACUUAACUGGAAUGAUGACAAUGCGCUCUCCAAAAGCCUCUGUCAUCAUGUACAUAGGAAGUUCUUUCAAUUAACAUGGAAUUCUCUUUGAUUGCUCAAA